Amaranthus tricolor (Joseph's coat) is the source of this 961-nucleotide messenger RNA. Its product is annotated as calmodulin-7. Lineage: Eukaryota; Viridiplantae; Streptophyta; Magnoliopsida; Caryophyllales; Amaranthaceae. The record is from RefSeq and is a predicted model, not a curated record. Bases 190 to 639 code for a protein of 149 amino acids. Gene Ontology annotation, molecular function: calcium ion binding; enzyme regulator activity. The transcript has 2 exons.
GGCCCGAGUUUUCCUCCUUUCUCUCUCUUAUAUUUCUUAAUUGUCGUAACUCUCGUUUCAUAUUUCGUGACUCGUGAGUGGUUCCCAUUAUAUACUCUCUCCUUUGAUUUUUCCAAUCAGCUCAAAUUAGCUUCAUCUUCUUUCUUCUCUUUUUCUCUCUCCUGCACGAUCUCUCUCUGUCUCCUAACAAUGGCCGAUCAACUCAGCGAUGACCAGAUCUCUGAAUUCAAGGAAGCCUUCAGCCUUUUCGAUAAGGAUGGCGAUGGCUGUAUCACCACCAAAGAACUUGGAACUGUGAUGCGUUCACUUGGACAAAACCCUACCGAGGCAGAGCUCCAGGACAUGAUAAAUGAAGUAGAUGCUGAUGGAAAUGGUACAAUUGACUUCCCCGAGUUCCUCAAUCUCAUGGCCAGGAAAAUGAAGGACACCGACUCAGAGGAAGAGCUUAAGGAAGCCUUCAGAGUUUUCGACAAGGAUCAAAAUGGUUUCAUUUCUGCUGCAGAGCUUCGCCACGUGAUGACAAAUCUUGGUGAAAAGCUAACUGAUGAAGAAGUUGAUGAAAUGAUCCGUGAGGCAGAUGUAGACGGUGAUGGCCAGAUCAACUACGAGGAAUUCGUUAAGGUUAUGAUGGCCAAGUGAGAACUAUCAACCAUCCAAAUCUUACUCAAACCCUUGAACUUAAUACAGGACAGGGCAGACAAGCUUUGAUAAGAUUUCAAAUUCAUUGCACUGUCAUUAUCUAUUUUGAUGGUGGUUUGUUUUCCUUGGAUGUGUAGGUAAAUCUUCUGUGCUAUCUCCUUGUUUACUCCUGUCUUUUACAACUUUAUUUUAAGUUUUUCAACAUUGUUAUUAUGAAUCUAGAACAAUUGGAUUCAAAUUUAUGGUAUUUGGGUGACUAAAUUUUGUUUAUAUUUGAAAACCAACAAUUUAUUUUUAGUUAAAAUCCUGAGUUACAUGGUUA